This is a messenger RNA of Penaeus monodon (black tiger shrimp), 901 nucleotides long. RefSeq lists its product as uncharacterized. Bases 1 to 789 code for a protein of 262 amino acids. The record is from RefSeq and is a predicted model, not a curated record. NCBI's taxonomy places the organism in Eukaryota, Metazoa, Arthropoda, Malacostraca, Decapoda, Penaeidae. The transcript has 3 exons.
AUGUAUGACCAAAACACCCACCCGAACACGACCAAAGCACGACCCGAACACCUACCAACGGCUCGGAAGAACGUGCGAUUGACAUUCUUGGUAAACGGCUCCUCCACCGUCUUGAACAGGUCCUCGGGCCCAAAGCCAGCUGGUCGAAGCCUUCUCCUCCGCCAGGCAAUCGACCAACGCCCUUCCGAAAUUGUCCCACCGCGGCAGAAGCCUUAUUCACUAAUCUGUAAUGUCUCUCGCUGCCCCCUCCGCCCACAGGAGCGCGACCUGUACGUGUACAACGCCCUCAACCAGGUCUCGCUAUGGGGUCCUCAGGGACAAAUCACCGACUACGCCGUGAAGCAGUGGGCGGGGCAAGUGAGCGAUUACCUUCUGCCGCGGUGGGACAAGUUCGGAAGGGCGUUGGUCGAUUGCCUGGCGGAGGAGAAGGCCUUCGACCAGCUGGCUUUCGGCGAGGACCUGUUCAAGACGGUGGAGGAGCCGUUUACCAAGAAUGUCAAUCGCACGUUCUCUUCCGAGCCGAUUGGUGACAGCGUGGAGAUAGCAUUGAGACUCCACGCCAAAUACAGGCCUAUUUACGAUGCGAAGUUCCUUGGCUAUCUUGAAAUGAGGUACAGGCAACUACUGAAGAGAGAAGAGUGGAUGAAGAAGAAGAAAGAGGGAAAGAUAAGGAAAGGGAUGAUGAAGAAGACAAAGGGGAAGAGGAAGAAGGGGAAGGAAAUGAAGAGAAAGAGGGAGGAAAUGCUGGAUUCGUGGCGGGAAAACAGUGUCAAGGCGUUUGAGGAAUAAAGGAAGGAAGGAAGAGAGAGAGAGAGAGAGAGAGAGAGAGAGAGAGAGAGAGAGAGAGAGAGAGAGAGAGAGAGAGAGAGAGAGAGAGAGAGAGAGAGAGAGAGAAUGAGAA